UGAAGCCGCGGUCUGAGAGUCCGGUCCUCCUGCCCCGGGCAGUGGCCUCCCCCGGUAUCCGCCUCCAUCCGGAGCCCGGGAUUAACAGUGGCCAGGGGCAGCAUGGCGGGAGCUAGUGGAGGCAAUGAUAUUCAGUGGUGUUUUUCUCAGGUCAAAGGAGCAGUGGAGGAUGAUAUAUCUGAAGCUGAUAUUAUUUCUACGGUAGAAUUCAAUCACUCUGGCGAGUUGCUUGCUACAGGAGAUAAAGGAGGAAGAGUGGUCAUUUUCCAGCAAGAGAGUAAAAGCCCUUAUCACCGGGGGGAAUAUAGUGUUUACAGCACCUUCCAGAGCCACGAGCCAGAAUUUGAUUACUUGAAAAGUUUAGAAAUAGAAGAAAAGAUCAACAAGAUCCGGUGGCUACCGCAAAAGAAUGCAGCACAGUUCCUGUUGUCUACGAAUGAUAAGACUAUUAAACUGUGGAAAAUCAGUGAACGUGACAAGAGGCCAGAGGGUUACAACCUAAAGGAAGAAAAUGGGAGGUAUAGGGAUCCAACCACUGUGACCACACUAAGGGUGCCGGUUUUCCGCCCCAUGGACUUGAUGGUUGAAGCGAGUCCGCGACGGAUAUUCGCCAAUGCCCACACGUAUCACAUCAACUCCAUCUCUGUCAACAGUGACUAUGAGACCUACCUAUCAGCGGAUGACCUAAGAGUCAACUUGUGGCACUUGGAAAUAACGGAUCGGAGCUUUAAUAUUGUAGAUAUUAAACCUGCCAACAUGGAGGAGCUGACGGAAGUCAUCACUGCUGCAGAGUUCCACCCUCACCACUGUAACACUUUUGUAUACAGCAGCAGCAAGGGCACUAUCCGCCUUUGUGACAUGCGCGAGUCAGCGUUGUGCGAUCGCCACUCCAAGUUAUUUGAGGAGCCAGAGGAUCCCAGCAAUAGGUCAUUCUUCUCAGAGAUCAUCUCUUCCAUAUCUGAUGUGAAAUUCAGCCACAACGGUCGCUAUAUGAUGACUAGGGACUAUCUGUCAGUCAAGAUCUGGGAUCUGAAUAUGGAAAGCAGGCCCGUGGAAACAUAUCAGGUACAUGAAUACCUCAGGAGUAAGCUCUGCUCCUUAUAUGAAAAUGACUGCAUCUUCGACAAGUUCGAGUGCUGUUGGAAUGGGCCAGACAACGUUGUCAUGACUGGCUCAUACAACAACUUCUUCCGGAUGUUUGACCGCAACACCAAACGUGACAUCACCCUGGAGGCGUCGCGGGAGAAUAGCAAACCUCGCACGGUGCUGAAACCCCGAAAGGUGUGCGCCAGCGGCAAGCGGAAGAAGGACGAGAUCACGGUGGACAGUCUUGAUUUCAACAAGAAGAUCUUGCACACGGCCUGGCACCCUAAGGAGAACAUCAUCGCAGUGGCUACUACCAAUAACCUGUACAUAUUCCAGGACCGAGUCAAUUAGCACUUGUAACGGGACAGCCCCUAGUUCCAAUAGUCGAGCCUAGAAUUCAUAACCCUGUUUCAAAUCCGAGGAAAAUUUCCAACAGUACGGAAACGUUUUUUUCCAGUCCCUCCUGGUCUGACUUUUUCCAGUGUUUAAGGUGCCAUUGAUAUUCUUUUUAUAGCUGCGCGGGGAAAAUCCCCUGCAACUGUCAUUUUCUUGCCCAGCUGGAGUAACACUGGGUUUACUGUAUCUUUAUUUUUUUUCUUUUUAACCAUCUCGCCUGACUUGUAGAUUUAAUGUUUUUUUUAUUAUUAUUUUGUGAUGUCAAAUGCAGUAAAGGCCUUUACAGUCUAGGAUUGUACCUGUAGGGCGGAGUACGGUUACCCCCUACAGUACUAAUGAAAUGAAUUUUGUAACCUUGUUAUAUUUUUUUCCCGUACAAAGGUGUCUGUUUAUUUUUUUAUCCACUCUAGAUUUUUUUUCAUUUUACAGCUGGCAUCAAGUUCAUUUGCCACCCCCUUUUCUGUCCCCUCUCUCUCGCUGUUCUACUUUUGUUUGUCUCCUGCCCUUUCCCUCCCUGCCCUGCACCGGUAUAAAUCCAACCGCUAUACAGCACACAGGGAAAUGGUUUGACCUCGGCAGGAUUGGUGGGAGGGAAGGUCUGUGGCAGAAAGUUGUCUCGGUCACACUUUUUAAAGACAACCUGACUGUAAUCACUUCUUGCCUUUUUUGCCACUGAAGGGGGUGGGACAAAAGGAUAUAAGGAGAAAACAAAAAUAAUAAAAAGCCAAAAAAGGAAGGAUAAAAACUACUGAAUAAAAACCAUGGAGAAAUGU
Xenopus laevis (African clawed frog) is the source of this 2255-nucleotide messenger RNA. It is a transcript of the gene ppp2r2a.S, whose product is annotated as protein phosphatase 2 regulatory subunit B, alpha S homeolog. Gene Ontology annotation, molecular function: protein phosphatase regulator activity. The record is from RefSeq and is marked provisional. NCBI's taxonomy places the organism in Eukaryota, Metazoa, Chordata, Amphibia, Anura, Pipidae. Gene Ontology annotation, cellular component: cytoplasm; protein phosphatase type 2A complex.